UCGAAAUGUCUGUUUGUAGUGUUGUACGAGCUACCUUCAUUUGGAUAAUGAUUAUUUACCUUAUUGACUGAUUUUCUGAGAUUUUAUUUAGUUUCAAUGGUUAAUCACAAUUCUGUGUCAAAUGUGUUAAUUUUACGUGUUUGUGACUUUUAAAAAUGUAUUGAAGCUCGAAGCUUGUUUAGUUUUUAGAGGAAGUUAUAGUUGUCGCACAUCUUGUGUAAAAUAUUAGCGCGUCAGUGAUCCAGUGUAGAUGAUGUCUUGUUGUUCUACGGCGUCGUAAGUGUUAUUUCACGUUUAGCCGUGUGGUUAUGCCCAGACCAUGCCGUCGACGUCGCGAACGAGGGGCUCCGGCCGUGGGUCUGACGGCUCGCUUCGGACUCAAGUCAUAGCUCCCAUGUCGGAGCGGCAGCAGCUGGCUUUGGUGAUGCAAAUAUCAUCACAAGAUGCUCCUCCAGCCGCUCCGACUCCAGCAGAAGAAAGAAAGCGUACAAGACAACAACGCAACGAGCGUGGCGAAACACCUCUUCAUGUCGCAUCUAUUAGAGGAGACCAUGAUCAAGUGAAAAAGCUUAUUGAUCAGGGUCAAGAUCCGGAUGUUCCUGAUUUUGCUGGAUGGACUCCUCUUCAUGAAGCAUGCAGCUAUGGAUGGUAUCAGGUUGUAGUGGUGCUCGUAAAUGGUGGUGCUAAUGUCAAUGCAAAAGGGUUGGACGAUGACACUCCUCUGCAUGAUGCCACUACGUCUGGCAACUUAAAGAUGGUAAAAUUUCUUAUUGAGCAUGGAGCCGACCCAUUUGUGAAGAACAGCAAGGGAAAAAUGCCAUCAGAUUACGCAGCACCACACAUCUAUGAAUAUCUACAGUCUUUAAAGGAUAGUAACGCGAGAGCAACACACCUCAGUCGCGCAAGGGAUGAUAACGUCAAGAAAGGCAAUGCAAGUGGUAACAGUGAAUGCAGUAAGCGGAACAACAUGGAAACCCUAGCGCAGGGCGAAAAUUUCGAAGGCAAAGAUGCUACCUCGCAAGAAAAAGGAUCGACGGAAAACAGAGAUGAAAGUUCGCAGCUAAGUAGUGGCGUGGUGUCGUCCAGUCAAGACGACAUCACGAGUAAUAAGCGACAGCAUGCAGAAGAUAACCAAGAAACUGACGGAGCUGAUGAUGAAGUGUCAAAACGAAAGAAGAGGAAAGAUGAAGAAAAAGAACCGAUGGGUAAACCAGCCCCUGUUGCUAGGGGAGGACCCGGACGUAAACCUCCUGGUCCUGCAAGCAAGACAGGCGUGGCCCCACUCGGCAAGAGUGGAGGGGCACAGGGCUCUGGCAAGGGUGGAUCGGGUGGCGGCUCUUCAGGAAAAAGCGGAAUGCAGUCUCAAGGAAAAGGUGCCGGUGGAAAGAAUAAGUCCUCAAGCUCCAAAGGUGGAUCGGGAUCGCAAAACAAGCAAGAUAGAAAAAGUCCAGUGGCAAGUCCAAAGCCACAUAGUAGUAAAGAUAAUAGUGAAGACACGGACGACCAGAAAACGCAAGAAUCAUCAGGGCCUAAAGUUCCUCCACUCAAGAUCGUGAUACCGGGUGGCGCCGGGGGCUCUGGCGGUAGAAACGAACAAGAAGGCGAAGGUCAAAGGGGAAGCGGGAAAGGUCGGGGUAGUGUGUCAACCCUGCCAUACGUAAUCCCGUGCACAAGCACCGACACGGGACAGACAUCGGACAGCUCGGACGGAAAUUCGGACGACAAAAGAACAAUAGAAGGCGGGAAGGCCUCGCAGCCAUACGUCAAGUUAACGUGGCCAAGGAAGUCUACCACAUAUGCCGGGCAGAGAGUGCUGCGUUCGCAUAGAACCAAUGACGACAAAGACAAAGAGAGGACGUCACCGCACGUUGGCGCUGGACAAAACCAAUUAAACACGAACAAAAGUCCACCGCCCUCUAGUCACGAUGAUCACACUGUUUCUACAUCGAGUGGCUCCAGUAGAUCGGAACAAGGCAAAACCAAAUUGGAGUUGCAUCCAAGAAAAAGAAAACUAAAAUCCUCCAAGGAUCAUUCGCGAGAAUCGAAAAGCGAUUCCACACAAGAAGCCAGCUCCCUCAGUCAUAAUAUCACACACAGCAACCCGUAUCAGAUGUACAUACAUAUACGGAAACAGAUUCAUCACCGUCAACGUGGUUUGUUUCCAGUCAAACCAAAACCUCCAAAAGAUUUCAAUAAAUAUCUGAUGAAUCGUUGUACAUACACCCUACAAAGGAAUGUCAAUCCUGAGCCACAAAUCGAGAUACCACACAAUUUGCCACCUCAAAUGAUAAAUGAAUUUAUGACUCAGGAGAAAGAAAGGCAUCGUUUACGGAUACAACAUCUGGUUGAAAAAGAAAAGCUUGUGCUGGCAGUUGAACAAGAAAUACUUCGAGUGCACGGGCGCGCUGAACGCGCCGUAGCUAAUCAGUCCCUGCCCUUCUCUGUUUGUACGAUUCUUCGUGACAGAGAAGUUUACAACGUGCUAGCUCCAGAGCAGGAAGAGAAACGAAAUGCGCAGCGCUCACGUUGCAACGGAAGGCAGAUUAACUCUUGGCUUCAAGAGGUGGAUGACAAAUGGGAAAAAAUUAAAGAGGGAAUGCUUCGACGUCAGCACACCGAGGCUCAAACACUACAUGCAGUACAAACCAUGGGUUGGGAGUGGAAAUUGAAGGAGCUGGGCCUCUGCGAUUUUAAGACUAUACCCAAAAUUGAUACUACCCAUGUACCACAAAUACAUGUAUCAAAUUUUGACUUGCCCGCUUGAAUUUUGAGUUAGAUUGCCUGUGUUUAUAUAAAGUUAGCAUAAAUCUUCUCAUUAAAUGCUAACAUUUUCAUUCUGAUUUAAUCUAUCAAGUUAAGCACCAAUUGGUAAUGACAAUCAAGCGGAACUACAAAAUUGGAUUAUUAAGACUAAUAACUAAAUUUUUCUUGCGUCCUUACUUCACGAUGUCUGAAAAUGUUUCUAUUAUAUCAUGUAUGAUUUUUAUUCUUAAGUUUAAAAAGUGACUACUUGUAAUAAGGAGAAACAAUAAUUCGUUUGUUAUUUGGAUAAUUUCGUUACUUGACAUUUAUUCCUUGACAAUUUUAUAUGAUUUAAAAAAGUCGCAACUUGAAAAGGGCUUAUUAUCUACAUUAGAAGAAGCGUAUAUAUAUAUUUAAAAAAAAAAGAUUUUAUAAUAAAAUACUUUUGUUUAAAACGGAAAUCUUCAAGUAAUACGUUAACAGGUCAAGAAAUUUUAUUAUUUAUUCAUUUUAGACAUGCUCUCUAAUCCUAUAAAUUUAUACAUAACAAUUCUUGUUUUACAUUUGUUUUUGUAAUUACGUUAUGUUUUGAUUAUCCUUCUGUAUUAAUAUUAGAGAUGUAUAUUUUACAUGUAAUUAUAUUUCUAAUUAACGUAAUUUAAUAUUUUACUUAGUCAAUCUACAUAAUUAUUUUAUAUGACGUAUAUCUAUAUAUUAAAAAAAAUAUCAAAUAUUUUAUACUACAUUUUCAACAAUGAUUUAUUUAACGCCUCUUUUUAUCAAACUCCAUACUAUGAUUUAGACUAAUAGGUUUUUACAGCAUCAUUGUUUUUUUUUUAUUAAUAAGGGAUUACUGGUUGCUCAGAGGCCUCUCCCGUUUCACCAGGACAGGUGGGCAAGCAAAGGCCCAGCCAAGAGCAUCUUUGUCUAAAGAUAGGCUAGUAGUGUAUAGGCAUUUAGUUGUUGUAAAUUAGUAUCGUAGUCACACCACAUGUGAGGAUUCGCACGAGUCGAUCUAAAAAGAUUGAAUAACUUGCGUGUUAAAGUCGUAUUUCUACUUGAAUUAACGAAAGCGUCUUCUUCUGAAAAUACUACUAAAAUGUACUCUGAAAACAAUUAUCAGAUUUUAUUAGUGUCUCCAAAAUACAACCGUGCUUUCAUAAUAAUUUGUCAUGAUUUGUUUUCUUGAGUAGUUACUCAUUAAUGUCAACUGAAAACUACCUCUUGUAAACCCAUAAUCAUUAUGAAUGUCUAAUUGUAAAGGCAUGCUGUCUAAGUCCCAAAUUUUAACUUUUUAAAUUACUUGAAAAUUUUAUAAUUCAGUAUAACAACGAUACAUACUUUAAAGUAUUUUAAAUGUAAUUGUUAGCCAUUUAUUGACUAGAAGUGUAACCCAUUAUUUAGUGUAUUUAAAAUAUAUAUUCUAAUAUAGUCUGUUUUUGUUAUAAAAACAUAUAUUU
Bombyx mandarina (wild silkworm) is the source of this 4202-nucleotide messenger RNA. RefSeq lists its product as uncharacterized. NCBI's taxonomy places the organism in Eukaryota, Metazoa, Arthropoda, Insecta, Lepidoptera, Bombycidae. Gene Ontology annotation, cellular component: nucleoplasm. Gene Ontology annotation, molecular function: protein binding. The record is from RefSeq and is a predicted model, not a curated record.